Molecule: messenger RNA, 4306 nt
Organism: Myiozetetes cayanensis
Lineage: Eukaryota; Metazoa; Chordata; Aves; Passeriformes; Tyrannidae
Gene: ADD2
Product: adducin 2
Biological process (GO): barbed-end actin filament capping
Cellular component (GO): postsynaptic density; cytoskeleton; plasma membrane
Molecular function (GO): actin filament binding
Source: RefSeq, a predicted model, not a curated record
AUGAGCACGGCCGCCAGCCCCGAGCCCCUGCCCGAGCCCCCCGCCCCUGGGCCCCGCUGCCCCCAGGACGACGCCGAGUUCCUGCGGGCGCGGAGCGGGGGGGGCGACCUGCGCCAGGACUUCAACCUCAUGGAGCAGAAGAAGCGGGUGACCAUGAUCCUCCAGAGCCCGUCCUUCCGGGAGGAGCUGGAGAGCCUGAUCCAGGAGCAGAUGAAGAAGGGGAACAACUCGUCACACGUGUGGGCGCUGCGGCAGAUCGCUGACUUCAUGGCCACCACGUCCCCCGCCGCCCUGCCCACCUCCCCCAUGGGGCUGGCAUCGGUCACCCCCAUUAACGACCUGCACGGCACGGAGGGGCCGGCGCUGGCCAAGGGCGAGCGGCUGAUGCGCUGCAAGGUGGGCAGCAUCCACCGGCUGCUGGACCUGUACGGCUGGGCACAGCUGGGGCACGCCGCCGUCACUCUGCGGGUCAGCAAGGAGCAGGAGCACUUCCUGGUGGCCCCGCAGGGCUUGGCGUGCAGCGAGGUGACCGCGGCCAGCCUGGUGAAGGUGAACGUGCUGGGGGCCGUGGUGGAGCAGGGCAGCACCGGCUUCGCGCCCGACGCCCGCAGCUUCAGCCUCCACGCCGCGAUCUACGCGGCGCGCCCCGACAUCCGCUGCAUCGUGCGGCUGCACACCCCGGCCGCGGCCGCUGUGUCGGCCAUGCGCUGCGGGCUCCUGCCCAUCUCGCGGGCCGCACUGCUCCUGGGGGACGUCGCCUACUUCGACUUCCGCGGGGAGGUGGAGGAUGAGGCCGACCGGGUGGAGCUCCAGAAGUGCCUCGGGCCCACCUGCAAGAUCCUGGUGCUGCGGAACCACGGGGUGCUGGCGCUGGGGGACACGGCUGAGGAGGCUUUUUACAGCAUCUUCCACCUGCAGGCGGCCUGCGAGGUCCAGGUGUCGGCGCUGGCGAGCGCAGGCGGCGCUGAGAACCUGAUCGUGCUGGAGGGGGCCAAGCAGCGGGUGCCCCACGGCCCCAGCGCCGUGCGCCGCGCUGGCACCACCUUCGGGCCCCUGCACAAGAGCCGCCUGGGCGAGCACGAGUUCGAGGCCCUCAUGAGGAUGCUGGACAACCUGGGGUACCGCACGGGCUACACGUACCGCUACCCCUUCGUGCAGGAGAAGAGCAAGCCCAAGAGCGACGUGCUCAUCCCGGCCACCGUGACGGCCUUCGUGUUCGAGGAGGAGCCCGCCGGGACCCCCGCGCUGCGCCAGCACGCCCAGAAGCAGCAGAAGGAGAAGACGAGGUGGCUCAACACCCCCAACACCUACACCAGGGUCAACCUGGCCGAGGAGCCGCAGGGCGGCGGCCAGAGGACAAAGACCACGUGGCUGCGAGCGGACGAGGUGGAGAAGGGCACCAGUGGGACCCCCAUUCGCAUCGAGAACCCCAACCAGUUCGUGCCCCUCUACACGGACCCGCAGGAGGUGCUGGAGAUGCGCAACAAGAUCCGGGAGCAAAACCGCCAGGACGUGAAGUCAGCCGGGCCCCAGUCACAGCUGCUGGCCAGUGUCAUCGCCGAGACCAGCCGCAGCCCCUCCACCGAGAGCCAUCUGGGGGAUGCAGAGGCCAAGGAGGGCUCCCGGGAAGAGGCUCCCCCCGAGCCAGAGCCCCCCAACCCCUUCAGCCAGCUCACGGACCAGGAGCUGGAGGAGUACAGGCAGGAGGUGGAGAGGAAGAAGCGGCUGCAGGGCGAGAAGGACGCAGCGGCCGAGGAGAGCGGGGCUCCCCCACCCAAACCGCCCCCCAGCUCCACCCCGGAGCCCCCGGCGCCCACGGAGCCCACGGAGGGUGACAAGAAGGUGGAUGGCGGCCAAGCCCUGGUCGAUUCCACCGCCAAGAAGGAGCCGCCGGUGGUGGUGAACGGGAAGGACGAGGAGCAAAGCACCGAGGAAAAGCUGGGAAAAGGGGGGACGGACCGGACAGCCCCCAACGCCGACCAGGAUGUCCCCAAGGAGAAGGAGACGGUGACCAGCACCCCCGUCUCCCCCGACGGUUCACCCUCCAAAUCCCCCUCCAAGAAGAAGAAGAAAUUCCGGACCCCGUCUUUCCUGAAAAAAGGCAAAAAGAAGGAAAAGAUCGAAUCCUGAGUCUCCCCAGAGGCCUCGCUGGCAGUGGUGGCCAUCCCUGGGAUCCCCGGGAACUCUGGGGCGGGGGGACGGCUCCUGCCUCGUGCGUCUGGCCGAGGCCCAGCCCCAAACCCCCGGAAUCCGGCUGCUUUCCGGGUCCUCCUGGCACGAGGCACCUCGUCCCCCUUGUCACCUGCUUCCGGAGGCGGUCACCGAGCUUAGAGAGACUGUGGUCCCCCUCUGGGGAAAUUCCCGCUGCAUCUCCCUCCCCUCUCCCUCCCGGGCUCUGGCCCCUUCCCACCAGGAGCCGAGGGUUGGAUUUUCCCACCAGAGCCCGGAUCUGCUUGAUUUGAGGAAGAAAAGGGUGUUUUGUGGUUAUUUUCUUCACCUUCUGUUUCAAGCUCUGCUGGAAUGGCGUUGGCUUCAUCCCCAGGGAAAACUGCCUGUUGCUUCACCGGGAGAAUGGGAUCGAGAUGAAGGUGGGCGAUUGCUCUUCCCAAAGGAGAAGCCAAGGUUUCUCCUUCCUGGAUCGUAAUCUUCCUCUCCUUGGGCUGAAGAACCGCUUCCUCCCCUUCCCCUGGUGCUCCCACCCCACGUCUCCCCCACCCGAGGAAGAGCAGCAGGAUUCCCCGCCACUGGAAAAGCCCCCACCUCACCGCACGACCCGCACCUGGGAAAAUAGGGAAAAAAACCACCUCCGGGAAUCGUCUGUGUUAUUUAAAACUGAGCAAAACUCACUCACUAAGUGCUACUUCGGGAUGAACACACGCUGCCAACUCCCGCCGGCACCCCCCGGCCCCGCUCACACCGCCCCACCCACGAGGGAUCCCCGCUUUUCCCAGCUCUGGACUCCCAGCACAAGUUCAAUCCUUCCUGGUGUUCCCUUCCCUCCCAGUGUUACAACCUCCCAGCCAAACCUCUUCCCAGGAAGAAAAGCCCCAGCCCUGCUGGUCUUCCCUGCAGCCGCUCCAGUGCUGGGAUUUUGGGGGUAAACCAACGGAUCAGCCCCCCAGCCUCACCCUGAGCCCUCCAGGAGGUCCUGUCCGGGGGGCUCUGGGGCACCCCAGAACCCCUGUAUUGGGGUUUCCUCACCCCCAGCAGGAUUUUCCCCUGUGCCAUCACUGUGGUUUCGAGGCUUUGCACCACUGUGAGGCAGCUCAGGGGUUGGAUCCCCUCUGGAAGAGCAGGAAGCCCAUGGGAUGGGGUGUGGGGAGGGAUUGGGGUACAGGAAAUAGCAGAGAGACCCCUGGGCAGGGAUGUUCCCAGACCCCCAUAGCCAACCCAAGCCUGGAGUUUGGGAAGAGCCUUUACCCUGCCCAGUGUCCCUCCCAGGUCCCUAUCCUGCUCCUGCAGGGACUGGGGGGACCAAGGGGAGCCCUCAGACCCCCUCUGUGCCCCCAGCCCUGUCACCAGGGGGGCUGUUCCUCACUGCCACUGAUUUUAAGGCUCUCUGAGGCCAUUUUGUCCCCGAGCCUGUUCCCCCUGGGUGACCCGGGGCAGCAGAACCCCCAGGGAUAGCUGUGUCACCUCUCCGGGUGGCACCAUCACACCCGGGGGGCAUUCCUGAAUGACAGCACUGCCACACAGCCCAGCCCAGCUGGGGGGUGUCCUGGGGGCUUUGGCACCCCUUUGUCCCUGAGGGUCUGUCCCCAGGGCCUUUGCCACUCCUUUCUCCAAGGACCAUGGGCUUUGCAGGGGUGACAGGGAUUGAUUUCCCUGUCCGUGGAAUUCCGGGGCUCCUGGGCAGGGAGGGAUUCGGUGUCCCAGCAGGGACAAAGGCUCCAGUGCCACCAUCACCCCCACCACGAGGGCCCGUCCUGGCUGCGCAGCUGGAAGGACAGGGAUCCAAGAUCACAUCCCAGGAUCACCCUUGGGAUAACCUCCCCGUCCUGGCUCCCUGCUUCCCCCUCCCCUCGCUCCAGCGAGGCUCAGGGUGGGGGUCUCUCCAGGGCAGGCAAAUCCCUGUCCGGGGCCUGUGCCGGGGAACAGAGCUGGAUCCCCGUGUUGGCCGCGGGGAGGGCAAUUCCAUGGAUCCAGCUGGAUUCAGAGCCCCUUUUCCCACCAGGGGCUGGGCGGGAUGAAGCCCCGGGAACGCCGCCGGGAGCAGGCGGGAUGGGGGAUGUCCCCGCGUGUGACAAUCGCGGCCGGGAGCGGUGGAACGCCGGUGUAAAUAAACAAAUCAACCCCGUGUUUGGCA